Messenger RNA from Scheffersomyces amazonensis, 1232 nucleotides. Its product is annotated as polyubiquitin-binding protein. Bases 58 to 1134 code for a protein of 358 amino acids. The transcript has a single exon. The record is from RefSeq and is a predicted model, not a curated record. Gene Ontology annotation, molecular function: polyubiquitin modification-dependent protein binding. Gene Ontology annotation, cellular component: VCP-NPL4-UFD1 AAA ATPase complex. Lineage: Eukaryota; Fungi; Ascomycota; Pichiomycetes; Serinales; Debaryomycetaceae.
UAUGACAAAAAGAGUAGUCAAGUCUUAGUUAUAUAAUAAUAUUGAAAUUCAGUCAGAAUGUUUUCGGGAUUUGGAUCUGCCAUUUUUGAUGGAGGGUUUGCAUCUCCUAUGAGUACUAAAUUUGAAGAUUUCUUUCGAUGUUAUCCAGUUGCUAUGAUGCCUGAUCAUAUAAGGAAAGAUGAUGCUAAUUAUGGAGGUAAAAUAUUUUUACCACCAUCAGCAUUAAGUAAAUUAACUAUGCUUCAUAUUAGAUAUCCAAUGUUAUUUGAAUUAUCUAAUGAAGCUCAAAAUAUAAAGACUCAUAGUGGAGUAUUAGAAUUUGUAGCAGAAGAAGGGAGAGUAUAUAUACCACAAUGGAUGAUGACAACUUUAAAAGUUAGUCCUGGUCAAUUAUUAAAAAUAACUAAUUGUGAUUUACCAUUAGGUAGUUUUGUUAAGAUUGAACCACAAUCAGUUGACUUUUUAGAUAUAUCUGAUCCUAAAGCAGUAUUAGAAAAUGUAUUAAGAAAGUUUUCUACUUUAACAGUCAAUGAUGUAAUUGAAAUUAAUUAUAAUGAUUCUAUUUAUGGUAUUAAGGUUUUGGAAGCAAAACCUGAAAGUAAUAAUAAAGGUAUAUGUGUGGUGGAAACAGAUUUAGAAACAGAUUUUGCUCCACCAGUGGGGUAUGUUGAACCAGAAUAUAAACCUGUGGUUAAACCAAGUACACCUAUUGAUCCAUCUAGUGUUAAUAGAGGUAUAGGUGCCGCAACUAUGGCCAAAUCUAUUAAUUAUGCUCAAAUAGUAGCAGAAGCUUCACGUCCAGGAUCUGAUUCAUUCAGAGGAAGUGGUCAAAAAUUAUCAGGAGCUCCUAGUAAAGCAAUUGAAACAAAUUAUAAAAUUGAUGAUUUGAAUCCUGAUGCUCCUCCAGCACCAUUGAAUUUACCAGAAAAUCAAUUAUUCUUUGGAUUCCCUGUAGUGUUACCCACUCCUGAAGCUACUGAUGAUGAAGAAAGCAACACAAAUAUUUCAGAAGAAAAUGUAUUCACUGGUGCAGGUCAAUCAUUGAGACAGAGUAAGAAGAGAAAGGAUAAAAAUACUUCAUAUCCAUCAUUAAAGAAUCAUUCACGAAGUCCAGAUUAUAUAGAGAUUGAUUAAGCUAAAUAUCCUUAUUAUACAGCUUAUCUUUUGUAUGAAAUGUAAACCAACGGAUAUAUAUAUAUUUGUAAUCAAAAUAUACUAGUAGACUGUCUUAC